UGUCCGGUCGCUAUGGCGUGGCUCGUCCGUCAAAGCCAAUUGGUGACGGCCGCUGCCCCGCGAGAUACCCCGGAGAGGCGUGUGUCGCAGCCACUUUUCCUCUGGCGGUUUGAAAUUCCUACAUCAUGGCGGCAGCGAUUGGCGCGAGCGGGGGCGCUGUCAGUACCGCUACCGCUGCCGCUACUGCGGCGUCGGGCUCUGAUAGCUGUAGCGAGGACGCGUCGGGAGGAGUAGCAGAAGAAGCGGGAGGCUUGGAGAAGGACGACGUCAUGCAGGCGGCCGAGGCCUUAGGGGAGAGCGAGGAAGACGGAGAAGAUGUGUUCGAGGUGGAGAAGAUCCUGGACGUGAAGACCGAGGGGGGUAAAAUUCUUUAUAAAGUUAGAUGGAAAGGAUACACUUCAGAUGACGAUACUUGGGAGCCAGAAGUUCAUCUUGAGGACUGCAAAGAAGUUCUUCUUGAAUUUAGGAAAAAGAUUUUUGAUAACAAAACUAAGCCUGUUAAGAAGGAUAUACAGAGACUAGUUUUGAAUGAUGAUGACAUAUUUGAGGCAGACUCUGACAGCGAUUGGCAAAGUGAAACAAAAGAGGACGUUUCCCCCAAGAAGAAGAAGAAAAAGUCAAGACACAGAGAAGACAAAAGUCCUGAUGAUUUGAAAAAGAGAAAAUGGAAAUCUGCCAAAUUUAAAGAUAAGUCUAAAACACAAAUGGACAGUUCCUCAGAAAAUUUGGUUUUUGAUUCAAAGUCCAAGAAAAGAACUUUGGAAUCAAAAGAGGACUCAAAAGAGUAUAAAAAGACCAAAAAAGAUGAUUUAAAAGAAACAAAGAAAGUAAAAAGGGGUGAAAAUAAAGACUCAAGGGGGAAAGUAAGAGAUGAUUUUAAAGAAAGCAAAAAAAAGAAAGAGAAACUUAGUGAAUCUCUGUUAGAAUCUGAAUCAAGUACAUUUGAUGAUUCACUUUCUCAGUUGGCUGAUGAUGACAGUGAAGACUUGCCUUCUGAUAGCAGAGGAGAGAAACAAAAAUUUAAAAGUGGAAAAGAUAAGUUAGAACUUGACAUAAUUCAAGAUGUGAUUUCUGAUAAACAACCAGAUGAUACAGCAAGUGCUGAAGAAGAUAUUGAUGUCAGAACAAAAAGGAAAAAAAAGAAAUUAAAGAAAGUCGAUGAAUAUAAAGAAGAGAUUAGAAAAGUAGAAAAUAAGGACUUAUACUCAGAGAAGAAAAAUUUAUACAAAAAGCAAAAGAAUCAAGAAAAGAUCAAAGGCUCUAUAGAGGUAGAUAAAUUAGCACCUACACCUGCUCAAAUUCAGAAGAGCACAAAACUGGGUAGUGAAGAACGAGUUCGAAGGUCCACUGAUUCAGUUGGGGAGGAGAAAGAAAUAAGGAAAAAUGAAGUAAAAGAAAAAUAUCAAAAACGAUAUGAUUCUGACAAAGAAGAAAGGGGGAAAAAAGAGCAGAAGGGAAUAAAGACAUUUAAAGAAAUGAGGAAUGCGUUUGAUUUAUUUACAUUAACUCCAGAAGAAAAAAACGACUUUUCAGAGAAUAAUCAGAAAAGAGAGGAAACAUCACUGGAUUUUAAAUUCACUGAAGACUACAAAACUAAGGAAAAUAAGCAAUUAUACAAGGAGAGGAGAAAUACAAGGGAUGAGACUGAUACAUGGACUUAUAUAGCUGCUGAAGGUGAUCAAGAGGUAUUAGACAGUGUGUGUCAAAUGGAUGAAAAUUCUGACAGGCAGCAAGUUUUGAGUUUGGGAAUGGAUUUGCAGUUGGAAUGGAUGAAAUUGGAAGAUUUUCAAAAACAUCUUAAUGGUGAAGAUGAGAAUUUUACAACAGCAGAUGCUAUACCAAGUAACUUACUGAGGGAUGCAGUGAAAAAUGGGGAUUAUGUUACAGUGAAGAUUGCACUUAAUUCAAAUGAGGACUACAAUUUGGACCAAGAGGAUUCUAGUGGAAUGACACUGGUGAUGCUUGCAGCAGCAGGAGGGCAAGAUGAUCUACUCAGGCUCCUUAUCAAGAAAGGAGCUAAAGUUAAUGGUAGACAAAAAAAUGGAACUACUGCUCUCAUUCAUGCAGCUGAGAAGAACUUUCUAACUACAGUGGCAAUUCUUUUGGAAGCGGGAGCUUUUGUGAAUGUUCAGCAGAGUAAUGGAGAAACAGCUUUAAUGAAGGCUUGUAAAAGAGGAAACUCGGAUAUUGUAAGGCUUGUGAUUGAAUGUGGAGCAGAUUGUAACAUUUUGUCAAAACAUCAGAAUAGUGCUUUGCAUUUUGCUAAGCAGUGUAAUAAUGUAUUGGUAUAUGACCUGCUGAAAAGUCACUUAGAAACUCCUGCCUGGACGACAAGCUGUCUGCCAAGGGACCACGCACUGGAAGCUCAACAGAGAAAUGGAACCAGUUCAGAGAUGCAGUGAAAGAAACAUCAAAGGCAGUCUUAGGCCCAAAACAACGCAACCACCAGGACUGGUUCGAUGAGAACAACACUGCUAUUGAAGACCUAUUGAGCAAAAAGAACAAAGCCUUUAUGGAGUGGCAAAAUAACCCAAAUUCUGCUCCUAAAAAGGAUAGAUUCAAGUCUCUCCAAGCCAUGGCGCAGCGUGAGAUCAGGAAGAUGCAAGACCGAUGGUGGGAAAAAAAGGCAGAAGAAAUUCAGUGCUUUGCUGAUACGAAAAAUUACAAUUUUUCAGUGCCCUCAAGACUGUCUAUGGGCCAUUAAAAGCCACCACCACUCCCUUGCUAUCCUCUGAUGGUGACACUCUCAUAAAAGAUAAAAAAGGCAUCAGCAACAGGUGGAAAGAACACUUCAGUCAGCUUCUCAACUGACCCUCUUCAGUCGACCAAAGCGCCCUUGACCAGAUCCCCCAAAACCGCACCACUGAACAACUUGACAUCCCUCCUUCAAUAGAGGAAGUCCAAAAAGCUAUUAAACAAAUGAAUGCAGGCAAGGCACCCGGUAAAGACGGGAUCCCAACCGAGGUGUACAAGGCCUUAAAUGGAAAGGUUCUCCAAGCAUUCCACAUAGUGCUGACCAGCAUAUGGGAAGAGGAAGACAUUCCCCCAGAACUCAGUGGUGCCUCCAUCGUAGCCCUAUACAAGAACAAAGGCUCACGAGCAGCCUGUGAUAACUACAGAGGCAUCUCACUACUCUCCCCUGCUGGAAAGAUCCUCUCCUGUGUUAUACUCAACAGACUCUUGUCAUCUGUUUCAGAGCAGAACCUGCCUGAAUCACAUUGUGGCUUCCAACCAGAUUGCAGCACCAUUGACAUGGUCUUCACAAUGAGGCAAAUGCAGGAAAAAUGCCUUGAGCAGAACCUGAGUCUUUACAUUGUCUUCAUAGACCUGACGAAGGCCUUCGACACAGCGAACAGGGACUUAUUGUGGGUGAUUCUUAGCAAGCUCGGUUGCCCAGAAAAAUUCGUCAAACUGAUCCAGCUCUUUCAUGUCGACACGACAGGGGAAGUCCUAUCUGGUGGAGAGACUUCUGAUCGCUUCAAUGUCUCCAAUGGCGUGAAAUAAGGCUGUGUCCUCGCUCCAGUACUAUUCAACCUAUUUUUCACCCAAGUAUUAUGACAUGCUGUGAUGGAUCUAGACCUGGGCGUCUACAUCAAAUACUGACUGGAUGGCUCACUAUUCAACCUUCACCGCCUGACUGCAAAAACAAAGACAACAGAGAGACUCAUCCUGGAAACUCUCUUCACAGAUGACUGUGCUCUCAUGGCCCACCAAGAAAAUCAUCUCCAAACCAUUGUGGACAGGUUCUCUACUGCAACAAAACUGUUUGGCCUGACUAUCAGCCUCAGCAAAACAGGUGCUGUUCCAACCUGCACCAGGGAGGCCAACUAAUCAGCUGUGCAUUACAAUUGAUGGCACGCAGCUUUCUAACAUCAACACUUUCAAGUACCUGGGCAGCACCAUCGCCAACGACGGGUCCCUAGACCACGAGAUUGAUGCCAGGAUCCAAAAGGCCAGCCAGGCACUCGGGCGGCUGCACUCCAAAGUGCUCCAACACAGAGGUAUGAGCACUGCGAUGAAGCUCAAAGUGUAUAAUGCAGUGGUCCUCUGUUUGAUCCUGUACGGUUGUGAGACAUGGACACUGUACCGGAAGCACAUGAAACAGCUAGAGCAAUUCCACCAACGCUCUCUCUGGUCAAUCAUGAGGAUCCGAUGCCAGGACUGAAUCACCAAUCAGGAAGUCCUCGACAGAGCCAACUCCACCAGCAUCGAAGUCAUGGUCCUCAAAACCCAGCUACGAUGGUCUGGACACAUCAUCCGCAUGGACCCACAGUGAAUACCAAGACAGGUAUUCUACAAGGCCGACCAAAGAAAAGAUACAAGGAUUAGCUAAAGUCAAACUUGAAGUGGGCUGGCAUUACACCAAAGCAACUAGAACUUGCUGCCUCUGUCAGAAGCAUCUGGCGAACCCACAUUAACCAUGUCGCCACCACCUUUGAAGAUGAACGACAUCAACGUCUUGCCGAUGCGCAUGAACACCGACACCAGGCCACAACUGCACCUCCCAUAACAACUGGAGUCCCAGGCCCCAUGUGCCACAAACUCUGCGCCUCAGCCUUUGGACCUCAAAGCCACAUGAGGGUACAUCAAUAGAUGAUAAUGCACAAAGACAGUCGUCAUUCUAGGUCACCGAGAGACUACCACUAACUGAAUAGUUGGUGUCUGUGGCUAAAAAACCUCGAAAUGAUUCACUGGACACCUCUUUAAACAAUCCAGACCUAGUAUUAUUUACUGAUGGUUCUUCUUCCAUGAAGGAUGGCAUACACUACACAGGAGCUGCUGUAGUCACAGAAUUUGCCACUCCUGUGGUCAGUGCGGUCAAAUACAAGUGCUCAAGGUGCAGAACUGAUAGCUGUUACAGACAAAAGAGUGGUUGCCAUAAACUGUGACCGUGAAAAUAUGGGUUUCAAGACUGUGAAUUGCCCAAACUGUAAAGAUAAAUUUUAGUGUCUUGAUUUUAUAUCAAAAAUAAGUGGUCACCAUGGGAAAAAUUCCCAAAUAUGAAAUACCCAAGUCAGCUGGGUUUUAUGGAGAUUUUAAUUAAUAUAAAUGAAGAUAAUUAAGGAAAAGGAGAGAGAGAGAGAGGCAGAGGAAAUAGUAGGAAAGGGCCUAGGCCAUUGGCCUAGGCCUGAGCUUUAAGAGAAAUUAGUCAGUCCUUAAUCAGUCACCACAAGAUUUUGUCCCAGGCAAAAAACUCUAGUGUUCAGAGAGACCCUCCAGUUCAGCUCCUGAGCUCAACUAAGUUCAGCCAUCAAGAGAGCCUCCAAUUCAGCUUCCUAAGCUCAACUAAUUUGAACUACCUUGAACUGGUUCAGACAGAUCCUUUUAAAGAGAAUUUUCUCCUAUGUCACCUCCCCUAAAUUUUCAUAUCUACCAAUGACAGUAGAUGUUUUCCAAAGGACUGACCAUUCUUAAUUCACAUCUUAUCACCUUCUUAAUUCACAUCUUGUUAUCAUCUUCUCUGGGUAGACUAAAACUUCUGAGUAUUUCACAUCUCUUUGCUAAGCUUGCCCUUUUAGUAUUUAAUUUAACCUUCAUAGGUACUUGACACCCUUUUGUAUUAGAUCUAAAAAUAGUCCUAGCUUAAGGGCUUUUGCCUCACCAAAAGUAUGAGUUAAGUACUUUUUCAUUGUUCAUUAAGGAGUUUACAACUUUAUCUUCCCCUAAAGUAUGCCUAAGUAUGGGUGGAGUAAUUUUAAACUUCCCAAUACAUUCCUGAUCAAGUACCUCCAUUGUUUAAAAUAAGGAAUAGCCUUAACCAAAUAUUCUAAGGUAGUAUCUGAAAAGUUUUAAGAUUCACAUAGCUCUAAAACAUGCUUGUCUAAUUGCCAAAAAUAAGAAGGCAACAAUUUAUACAGACUCUAGAUACACAUUUGGACUAUGUCAUUCAGGGGGCAUGCUUGGGCUUCAAAGGGGAUUUUUAACAUCAGCCAGAAAAUGUAUACCUAAUGCUGAAAUUAUUAAUGAAUUUUUUUCUGUGAAGCCCUAGCUGUAGUUCAUUACUCUGCCCAUACACGUGGCACUGACCCUGUCUCCAUAGGGGAAUGACCAGGCAGAAAGUAGUGCAAAACUAGUGAUCUUAGAGUGGCCCGAGUUAAUUUUAACAUCGACAACUAUUGAUGACUUAUAUCUAUCCCUUUCAUAGAAUGAAAAGGAAGUGGAAAAAUGGAAGCAAAAAUUUAAGGCCAAACAUAAAUGGAGUAUGGGUAUCUGAAGGAAAACCCCUGCUUCCUAGGAGUUUUUAUCUCCAAAUUUGCCACUCCAUUCACAAAAAUGGUCAUUUUGGUACCCAGGGUAUUGUGGACUCUGUUAAAAGAGUAUGGAUAGCCCCUGGCAUAACUACCAUAGCCUCUUAAAGUGCGUACAGCUUGCCCUACUUGCCAAGCAUUUAAUCAGCAUGCUUUUCAUGGCAAAGUGUUUGGUGGGAGCCCUCUCGCUUAUAUACCUUUUCGACACCUCACCUGCAAAUUGACUUAUGAAUUGGCCAAAAGUUGGACAGUAUAAAUUUUGUCUGGUCAUAGUAGAUUAGCUGACCAAGAUGGCCUGAAGCAUUUCCUACUGCUCGCGCCACAGUGAAUUUUGUUGCUAAAGUGCUUUUAAAAGAAAUUAUUCCUCACUUUGACCUGCCAGCAUGCAUUGAUUUGGAUAGAGGAAAUCAUUUUACCAAUUCAAUCCUGUCUCAGAUUUAUUCAUGUUUGGGGAUAACUCCUAAAUUCCAUGUACCACAGCAUCCCCAGAGCUCAGGCCAAGUUGAAAGAAUGAUUAGAGAACUUAAAACUAUGAUCAGGAAAUUGUGCAGAGACUCAUUUAAAAUGGCCUGAAAUUCUCCCUCAGGCCCAAUUUUAUCUUUGAAGCAGGCCCUAAUCUAUACAUCUUACCAUUUAAGAUGCUUUUUGGACACCCUCCUAUAUACGCUAAGCCUUUCUCCCCUGCAUAUACAUCAUUACUAGGGGGAGAUAAUUCUGUUGCCUCAUAUAUACAGGAUUUGCAGACCAAUUUGCAAGAGCUCCAUGAAUCUGGAACUGUUGUUACACACAGGUUCUAUAGACUUCUUGCUCCAUGACUUACACCCCGGUAACAAAGUUUACAUAAAGAACUAAUGAUGUACUGGGGCAAUUCAACCUGCCCAUGAUGGUCCAUUCCAAGUCCUGUUAAUCACUCCAAUAGCUAUUAAAAUUGGAGAUAAGGACUCUUGGUUCCAUUGCUCCCAUGUGUAAAGAGAGCACCUUCUGUAGAUGAUGAGUAACUAUAGCCUAUCACAUUUAUUAUAUUUUACUGAUUGUUUGCAUUGAGAUUUGAUUGUUUUUUAAGUAUGUAUACACACUCACACAUAUAUAUGUAUAUUGUUAUCACUGUCAUUUUCAGCUAUUGUAUUUUUGCAAUUGGAUAUAUAUAUUUUGUUGCACUGUCCUUAUUUGUACCAUCCUAUACUUGACCCUGAAAAAAAUACCCAUAUAAAACUCCAUACAGUAGUUGGACAAGACUUGUAUUGGUAACCUUUAGAUAAGUUGAUGUGGUUAUUGUGAAUUUUGAGGAUUUUGGUACUUUCUUUGAAUGUGUAUUGCCUGUUGUACUACUGUUUUUUAAAGCUGUUAUUUUUAAAAAAUUAUUUGGACUCACAUUGUGAAUCAUGGCUAAGUUAAAAAGGAAAUGGAUCUCAUUUUUGGGUGAGAAAUAUAUUUAAAUAUUUUUAAUUGUUUUUCCUUGCAUGUGCAAUAUGUUAUUUGAGUUUUUCAUUUUUCUUUCUCCCAUUUUUUGUCACCAUUAGUAAAGGGACUUUUUAAUUUCACACUAGCAUAAAAUUAAAAUGUACAUUAGCCCUAAAUGUAAAUGCAUACCCAAAAACUUUAGACUGGAAACUUGCCACACAGGUUGUUUAAAUAUAUUUUUUUAAAUAAACAUUAUUUUAUUUGGUCAUUCCCAAACAUUAUUCAUUGGAAACAAAAAUCAUUUUCUCCCCCCCCCCCCCCCCCCCAUGGCUGACACAUGAUUCCACUGGGUAUCACAUGUGUUCUUGACUCGAACCCAUUUCCGUGUUGUUGGUAUUUGCAUUGGAGUGUUCAUUUAGAGUCUCUCCUCAGUCAUAUCCCCUCCACCCCUGUAGUCUGGCAGUUGCUUUUCAUCGGUAUUUUUACUCCCACAGUUUAUUCUCUGCUUGUGGAUAGUGUUUUUUAGAUCCCUGCAGAUUGUUCAGGGACAUUGCAUUGUCCCUAAUGGAGAAGUCCAUUACCUUCGAUUAUACCACAGUGUAUCAGUCUCUGUGUAUAAUGAUUUCCUGGUUCUGCUUCUUUCGCUCUGCAUCACUUCCUGGAGGUUGUUUUAGACUCCAUGGAAUUCCUCCACUUUAUUAUUCCUUUUAGCACAAUAGUAUUCCAUCACCAACAUAUACCACAAUUUGUUCAGCCAUUCCCCAAUUGAAGGGCAUCCCCUCAUUUUCCAAUUUUUAGCCACCACAAAGAGUGCAGCUAUGAAUAUUCUAGUACAAGUCUUUUUCCUUAUUAUCUCUUUGUACUGCUGGGUACAAACCCAGCAGUGCUAUGGCUGGAUCAAAGGGAAGACAGUCUUUUAUCGCUCUUUGGGCAUAGUUCCAAAUUGCCCUCCUAAAUGGUUGGAUCAAUUCACAACUCCACCAGCAAUGAAUUAGUGUCCCUACUUUGUCGCAUCCCCUCCAGCAUUCAUUACUUUCCAUAGCUGUCAUGUUAGCCAAUCUGCUAGGUGUGAGGUGAUACCUCAGAGUUGUUUUGAUUUGCAUCUCUCUGAUUAUAAGAAAUGUAGAUCACUUUUUCAUGUGCUUAUAGGUUGCUUAAAUAUUAUGGGAGUUUGCUUGCUGAAUGUGUCCAAUUCCAGGAAAAAGGAUCACAAAGGAGCACAGACCUUCAUAGUGCCAAAUGAGCACACAGGUCAAAGAGACAAAGAUUCUCUGCCAAUACAAGAGGAAUUAAAACUUGUGAGAAAUUUGAGGUUGCAACUGUUUGAUAUAUGUUAGAUGUAGGACUCCUUAUACCACACUCCUUGUACCACACUUGUUAUCAAGUACCUAACAAUUGGCUGUUCUGGCUCCCUUAUCCCUGAGAGAGGAGGAAAAAUCAGACAAGGGAAUGAUUUUUCCAAUUUGCUUCAAAAAUCUAGUCCCUUUUCUGUCUUUCAUACCAUGGCAAUAUAUUGUAACCUGACAGCUGAGUGGUUAAGGGCAUAAUUGCUAUUACAGGCUUAUUGGACAUAAAUCACUUUAAUCAGGCCCUAUUUAAAAGACCUGUUAUAAUUUUGUUUUUCCUUACUUAGGAUUUUCACAUGUAAGACUUACAUAUUUUAUAUUUCAUACAGUAGUUACUUUUUUCUCUUUUAUUUGGAUUUUUGUGAUUUUUUGGAUUUUUUUUGGCAAAUGUUUCAUGUACCUCAUACCUCAGCCAUGUAUCCCUGUGUGAUUUCUGUGUUUGUCAAUAUCCUUAGGGAGGAAUGUGUUAUUAUUUUGAAAACUGUAAUUUCUUUUGAGAGAAAUUUUCAAAUGAGAUACUUUCUACCUCCCAGAAUUUGGAAAAGUGAACUGCUUACAGAAGGUGCCAUGAAGAUGUCUGUAGAGACCACACAUUGCUCCAAAAGAUCCUGAAUGAACUUUUGGAUGUGCUAAAUUGAAUUUUGUGGGGUAGAAUGCAUUUGAUUUGAAUGUAUACUUUUAUGCCAAAGGGGACUUCCCCCUAAUUGGUUUUGUUCUUUUUCUCUUUCUUUUCCUUUUAUCCCCAGGUUAUUGUAUUUUCCCCUUAGAAACUGCAAUACAGUAUGUACCUUUAGUUUGGAGAUCUUUAGAAUUAUAAAUUGGUUAUGUUUAAAAUGAUCCAUUGGGGAGACUGACCUACCAAUGGAUCCCAGGGGGAACAUGCAUUUUAGAAAAUUUGUACCCUGAGGGAGCAAUACCUCUACUCCAGGUGUAACGAUUUUUUGUGCCACUGGACCCAGGCUUCCAAUGCCGAGAGAGUGGGACUGUCUCUGUGUAUCGACUUUUCUACUUAAAUCUCCUUCACGCACAAGUGUCUUUGUGCACACUCAUAUAUCAUAGAUGAAACCGCACAAAGACAAUCGUCAUCCUCGGUUACUGAGAGACUACUACUACUAUAUCCCCCAGCAUUCCCUGUUCUUCCCAGGGUUCUGUUUUCUUGUGUCCUGGCAUAGGUUUGUGCUUAAAUGGGUGGAUCUCACCCCAGGGGAGGAACUUGAUUUUUGCUUUGGCUGGGGCUCAAGGAGGUAGGCUGCUGGGGCUCUGGCUCUGGUUUCUGCUCUCUCCCCUUUUCUUUCUAUUACCUUUCUCCCUUUCUAUACAUAUAAAGUCAGCUCUAAACAUUUGGAGAAAUAUUAAUUGCUUAUGGGUAGGCUAAGCAAAUAUGAUAAAAAAAAACCCCAAUUCUAUCUAAAUUAAAUCAUUAAUUCUGGGGCUUACCAAUAAAAUUAACAAAAAUUUAUUUUUUAGAGCUAGAAAAAAAUAAAAUUCAUCUGAAAGAAAAAAAAUGUCAAGACUAUCAAGAGAAUCAAAAAAAGUGAAGAUGGUUCAGCUGUACCAGAGCUUAAACUCUACUACAAUGUAAUAAUCAUCAAAAUAAUCUGUUACUGGCUAAGAAAUAGACUGAUGAUCAGUAGAAUAGAUUAGGUACACAUUAUACAGUAAUAAAUGACCAUAGUAAUCUGGUGUUUUACAAACCCUAAGAUCCAAGAAUUGGAAAAGAACAUUAUUUGACAAAAAUUGCUGGGAAAAUUGGAAAGUAGUAUAGCAGAAAAUAGAUAUCAACCAUUCACACUAUAUACUAAGACAUGGUCAAAAUGUGUAUGUGAUUUAGACAUAAAGGGUGAUCUGAUAAACUAGGGGAGCAUGGAAUAUUUUACAUUUAAGAUUUAUGGAGAAGGGAAGACUUAAUAUCCAACUAAGAAAGAGAGCAUUAUGGAAUGUAAAAUGAGUAAUUUUGAUUAUAUCAAAUUAAAAAAUUUAGAAACUAAAUAUAGUCAACAUCAGAAAGAAGAGCAUGGGGACUUUUUUAUAGCAAGUAUUUCUUAAUAAAGGUCUCAUUUCUCAAAUAUAUAGAGAACUAAAUAAAAUUAAUGAGUUAUUCCUCAAUUGUAAAUGGCCAAAGGAUACAAACAGGCAGUUUUCAGAUAAAACAAAGCUAUAGUAAUGAAAAGUGGUCUAAAUCACUAUUGAUUAGAGAAAUGCAAAUCAAAAUAACUGUGAGGUACCACCUCACAACAGAUUGGAAAAUGACAAAUUUUGGAGAGUAUGGUGAAAAAUAGGGAAACAAUGCCCUGUUGGUGAGAUGUAAACUGAUCCAAUCAUUCUGGAGAGCAGUUUAGAACUGUGUCUAAAGGGAUACAAAAUUGUACAUAUCUUUUAACUGAGCAAUACCUCUACUCCAGGUGUAACGACUUUUUGUGCCACUGGACCCAGGCUUCCAACGCUGAGAGAGUGGGACUGUCUGUGCAUCAACUUUUCCACUUAAAUCUCCUUCACGCACAAGUGUCUUUGUGUACACUCAUCUAUCAUAGAUGAAAAUGCACAAAGACAAUCUUCAUCCUCGGUUACUGAGAGACUACUACUACCUCUACUAGGUCUCUACCCCAACGAGGUCAAAGAAAAAGUAAAAGAAAUAGUGUGCACAAAAUAUAACAGCUAUUUUUGUGGUGGCAAAGAAUUGGAAAUUCAAGGGGGACAUUCAUUAAUUGGAAAGUGUCUGAACAGACUGUAUAUAAUUGUGCUAUAAGAAAUAACCAGGGGGUGGAGGGAAGCUGGGUGACUCAGUAGAUUCUAAGGUGGAAGGUAAGGGUUUUUUAAAAAUGACAGGAAAAUCUGGCCUCAUAUAUUUCUUAGCUGUGUGGCCUUAGGCAAUUCACUUAACCCCAGUUGCAUAGCCCUUACCACUCCUCUGCCUUAGAACUGAUAUUAGUAUUGAUUUUAAGAUAGAAGGUAAGUGUUAAAAAAAAAAAACAUGACAGGCAGGCUGGCUUCAUAAAAACCUAUGAAGACUUACAUGAAUUUGAUGCAAAAUGGAAAGAAGAGAACCAGAAGAACAUUGUAUACAGUAAUAGCAAUAAUUUAUGAUGGUCAACUGUAAUUGACUUAGCUGUUCUCAGCAAUACAAUAGUCUUAGACAGUUUUGAAGGACUUGCAAUGAAAAAUGCUUUCCACCUCUGGAGAAAGAACUGUUGUUAGAGAAUGAAUGUAGAUUGAAGUAGAAUUUUUAGACUUUUUUUAUUCUUGAUUUUUUGGGAUCUGCAUUUUCUCUUGCAAUAUGGCUAACAGGGAAAUAUUUUGUAUGCUUGCAUAUGUAUAUAUCAAUUUUUUACAUGUAAUUGAGAAAAAAAGGGAAAAAAUAAUUUUAUUACUGUUAAGAACAUAAAAUCAUGAAUUCUUAGAAAAGAAUUUCAAAAAUGUCUGCUACGGUGAGUAGAUAUGACUCAUUUUUAAAGAGGGCAGGAGUUUUGAUAUACUUGGCUUUUGCUAAAGUCCUUUAAAAUGUUAAAAAGACCCUACAAAGUUUCCAGUAAACCUUUAGUAUUCCUUUAUUAUCUUUUUUGAGGCUAUUUACUAGCAAGCCCUUUUGUAAAAAGUAAUAAAAUAAUUUUCUGAAUAGCUUUGUGUUCAGAUUUGUUUUGAUUUUAGUAUUCAUACUUAGGCAUUUUAGAACUUCUGGGUAACUCCCACCUCAAUCUGAAUUUUUACUUUGGUUAAUAAAAUCCACUAAGGAGGUAACACAAUAGAAAUGUUUAUGUUCUUCUCAUGUGAGUAUGUUACACUAAUAAGUAAUAUUUGACCACUUUAUAUGAGAUAGAAAGUUAAAUCUGCUUUUAAGUAUUAUUUCAGUUAUCGGCCACUUUUAGAAAAUGCAAACGUUUAAGGGAUUUUAAUUAGGAAAAACUCCGAAUUAUCAUUGGUGUGACUGUCUUUCCUUCU
This is a messenger RNA of Monodelphis domestica (gray short-tailed opossum), 12931 nucleotides long. RefSeq names its product M-phase phosphoprotein 8 (gene MPHOSPH8). Gene Ontology annotation, molecular function: chromatin binding. NCBI's taxonomy places the organism in Eukaryota, Metazoa, Chordata, Mammalia, Didelphimorphia, Didelphidae. The record is from RefSeq and is a predicted model, not a curated record. Gene Ontology annotation, cellular component: heterochromatin; nucleus.